Parasteatoda tepidariorum (common house spider) is the source of this 756-nucleotide messenger RNA. NCBI's taxonomy places the organism in Eukaryota, Metazoa, Arthropoda, Arachnida, Araneae, Theridiidae. The record is from RefSeq and is a predicted model, not a curated record.
GGUUUGUUUAUAUUUAUAUUUGAUGUGAAGGUUGAAAUUUGAAAAUUCGGUUUGAUUUUGAGAAAUAUGUUCAAGUUUAUAAGUAAAAUGUAAACUUAAUAAAAUAUUUAAGUCAUGUUAACCAUUUAUUAAUUACUAAUUUACAUUUAAAACAGUAAAAUAUUGAAUAUGUUUGCCACUUAUGUUCGCAAUUUAUCAUUUUAUUACAACAUUUUGAACCCUUUUAUUAAAAAAACAGAAUUUUUUCGUAACGUUCAUUUUAUACGAAGAUUUUCAAAUAUUACAACUUUAGAUGUUUUUGAUAGACAAACUAAAAAGAUACACAGAAAUUGGUCGGCAAAAAUCAAAGGUGGCGAAGUUUAUGAUUAUUUGAAAGAUGAAGUUGGUGACAGAGUUGCAGACCGUGUAUUUGAUAUCACUAGGACAUUUACUAAUUGUGUGGAGCUAGGCUGUGGAAAAGGUCAUAUUUCUAAGCAUUUAACACCAGACAAUGUUGAGAUGCUAUAUCAGUGUGACAUUUCAUCUGAAAUGGUGGAGCAAAGUAAAAUAUGUUCUGAAAUACCCACUGUUAAGAUGGUUGUAGAUGAGGAAUAUUUGCCCUUUUCUCCAAACAGUAUUGAGCUUUUUGUGAGCAGCUUAAAUUUUCAUUGGAUUAAUAAUCUUCCUGGAGUAUUUGAGCAACCCUCUUCAACUGAAAAUUAUGAAGAGCGCCGAUUAUCUGAACGUCCAUAUUAUCCGAACCAUGACCAUAUUUAA